Messenger RNA from Folsomia candida, 5838 nucleotides. RefSeq lists its product as uncharacterized. The record is from RefSeq and is a predicted model, not a curated record. The transcript has 2 exons. NCBI's taxonomy places the organism in Eukaryota, Metazoa, Arthropoda, Collembola, Entomobryomorpha, Isotomidae. The coding region runs from base 1 to 5838 and encodes 1945 amino acids. Gene Ontology annotation, biological process: DNA integration. Gene Ontology annotation, molecular function: nucleic acid binding.
AUGUCGGAGGGAAGGAGGAUCAGCUCCAGAAGAAAGGUGCCAACGGACCGCUACGGUGACUUCGUUGGACCACCACUACCUCGAAAACCUCGCACCCAGUCAGCAAAUCAAACACAAGUGGAAGAAAGUGUCUCCUUGGGACUCACGGUCAAGAGCACCACAAAACAGCGACGCAUCGACUUGGAAUCAAAGAGAGAAGUCGCAAAAUUGGAAUCAGAGCACAGAGAAGUGAGAAAACAACAUCAGACCAGCGAACUAAUUGCCUCCGGUCUGAAGAAAGAUGUCGACGGCGUCAUGGAAGUCAUCCUAUCACUGCGCGAAAAAGAUGAAGAUGACGACAGAGAGAAUAAAAUUGAACAAGAGGAAGUCAAACUGACGAAAUUGAUCGAAGCGUUGCGAAGUGCUGAGCAAGAUAGGGAUAUGAAAAUGAUCAAUCUGCAAUUUUCAGAAGAAGCCCUAAACUCAAAGAAAGCAAUUUUGCAAGAAGAGGCGGAAGUAGAAAAGUUGGAAGUGGAGCUGGAAGAAGAAAAAGAACAGCAGAGAAAAUCAAUCGAAGGUCUCAGCAAAGGUGACAAGGUGGAACUCAUAUCAAAUUGGGCAGCCAGCGCUGGUGACCACACAUUUGCCAAAUUGCUUGAAAAGAAAAUGAGAAUAAGUGCUCAAAAUCAAGAAUCCAUACCGGUAGACGAUUUGGGAGCAACGGAAAAAGAGAAGAAAGUUCAGCCAGAUGAUGAUGACGAGUUAAUCUCUGUAGAGGAGGAUGCAGAAUCCGAACCUGAGGAUAGAGAAGAACUUGAACAAUUGCGAUUACGGUUCGCUCGAUUAAUUGGUAAAAAUAAACAAGAGGAUAAACAAGGACCCAACAAACCAAAAGCAAAGGAUGAUGAUUCAAAUAUUAUGCAAAGUAUGGCAAAAGCAAUUGCUGCAAUGGCGACAGCGCUACCACACAAUCAAAGUGUUAACUCGAACAAGAUGAUGGCCAGACAGAUCCAAGGAAGAGAUUUGCCUACAUUAACUGGAAAACCAGAAGAGUGGCCAUCAUUCAUCACAUCCUACGAAACGUCAACAAAAACUUGUAAAUUCUCCGACGGGGAGAAUCUCAUCCGGCUACAGAGGUGCUUGAAAGGAGAAGCCCUCAAAACAGUACAGUGCUUGCUAGUGGACGGGAAGGGAGUAAAUGAAGCAAUUCGAAAGCUGCGAGCUCGAUUUGGCCGACCUGGAAUAAUCAUCAACAGUAUGAUUCAAAAGGUGAAAGAUACACCCUCAGUCAAGCAAGACAACUCGACAACACUGGUAAAUUUCGGGUUGGAAGUAGACAACCUCGUGAUGACCAUCGAAUCUCUUGGAGCGACAAGACAGAUGGCCAACCCCACAUUAGUACAGGAACUAAUGCAGAAACUUCCAGCACAAUUGCAAUUGGAGUGGGCAAGGUGGAAACAAAGGAAGAAACUGGAAUUUUCUCAACUCUCAGACUUCGCUGACUGGAUCCGACCACUCACCGAGGCCGCAUUCGAAUUGUAUCCAACGGGUAGCAAACUUGAACCUGUCACCCAAAAGCAACCUUAUGAGAAGAAGGGCAACGGUCACAGGGGCCAGAAUAAGCAAGAGCGAGCAAUGGUAACUACCGAGAAAUGGGAACGGAAGGGUGAACAAAGAAAGCCCAACAAGUGCACAUUUUGUGAAGACGCCCACGCCGCCUGGUAUUGUCCAAAAUUCAAGGAUGCCGACGUAGAAAGCCGGUGGUCUAUGGUGAAAGAGAAGAACGCUUGCUACUGUUGCCUAACUCGUGGACAUCGAACAAAUGAAUGUAAACGGAAACGUGAAUGCAGAAUUGAUGGGUGCAAUAAGCUCCACAACCGACUGCUACACCCCGACAACAAGGAGAAAAAUUCUAGAAGUGAGUCGACCCUUACCACCCAAGAAACCGUUACCCCCAACGAGGCGGAAAUUACCCUUUGCGCAACACAAGAUGCAAAAGUCAACUACAACGUGAUUCCAGUAAAUGCAAGAAAGAAAGAUGGAUCACUUUUACCAGUAUUCAUCGCACUGGACAGUUACGCGUCAUUGACUUCAUCAGACGAGGAGACAAGAAAGAAGCUCGGACUAACAGGAGAGAAACGACCUUUAAUAGUGAAGGGGUUCCAGUCUACAACGACCACCGAGGAGUCGUAUGUCAUCGACAUUCAGAUUGUGUCAAAGCUUGAUGGCAAAUCGUACACGCUCAAAAAUGUACGAACCGUCCCGAAACUGGAACUACCAAGUCAGUCAGUGACCCGAGAAACAAUCAAUAAAUUUCCUCAUUUGCGACGUGUCCCAUUGGAAAACUACAACAAUAUCCGACCAACUAUUCUUGUGGGAAUGGACAACUAUAUGUUGCAUUUGCCAAAGGAAAUUAAAGCAGGAAAAGAUGGUGAACCUGCUGCAAUUCGUACCGAGAUGGGCUGGGCUGUUGUUGGACCGACAACCACGAAGAUAAGCAAGAAGAAUCACUCAUAUCGAAUAAGUGAGACAGUUGACGACCCACUCCAUGAAAUGGUCAAGAAUUUCUUCACUACCGAAUAUGUUGGAGUAAAGCCGAGUUUGAUAAGACCUCGAUCAAGAGAAGAUAUCAGGGCGCAAGAAAUAAUGGAUCGCACCAUCCGGAGAGUUGAUCACGGGUGGGAAAGUGGACUACUUUGGCGUGAUGAUGAAGUGUCACUGCCCUGCAACAAAAAUUACGCCUUCCAGAGGCUGAAGUCCAUGGAACGGAAAAUGGACAAGGAUGAAGCGUUCGCCAAGCAAUACGUGGAACGCAUUCAAGAAUAUCAAACGAAGGGGUUUGCCCGAAUACUAACCCCAGAGGAAUCCGCAGUAGAAACUUCCAAAACAUUUUAUAUGCCACACUUUAUGGCGUAUAAUGAGAAGAAGCCCAAGAAAUAUCGCUUCGUAUUUGAUGCAGCUGCAAAAGUGAAUGGACGCAGCUUAAAUGACCACCUCCUCCAAGGUCCGGAUAAAUUAGUUUCACUUCCUGGAACUCUACUAAAAUUUCGACAGAGAAGAAUUGCUGUCACGGCGGACAUAAAGGAUAUGUUCCACCGCGUCAAGAUUAGAAAAGAAGACGCACCCGCACAACGAUUUCUUUGGAGGGGGAUGGACCGAGAACGUGACCCAGACGUUAUGGAAAUGGGCGUUCUCAUCUUCGGAGCGUCAUGCUCGCCUGCGUGCGCUCAAGAAGUUAAAAACAAAAAUGCAGAAGAAUUUAAAGAAGAAUUCCCAAAAGCAUAUCAAGCAAUUGUCCACCGCCAUUACAUGGACGACUUGCUAGACAGCUACGAUACAGAAGAAGAAGCAAUCAAGUUGCAUCGUGACAUCACAGAAGUCCACAAAAGGGGGUCAUUCCACAUUUGUAAUUGGAUGUCCAAUUCAGCCGAAGUGAUGGAAAAAAUUCAUGAAGAUUUGAGAGCAAAAUCAACCCAAAUAGUGAAUGUAAAUGUAAAUGUAAAUGGAGAAGACCAGAUUGAAAGGGUCCUCGGUUUAUUUUGGGCACCAGAACCAGACCAAUUUACAUUCUGCCUUAAAUAUUUGAAAGCAAGACAAGAGGUCCUGGAAGGGUUACGAAUUCCAACUAAAAGAGAGGUGCUAUCCUUAGUCAUGUCGCUGUUUGACCCGAUGGGAUUCGUGGCAACAUUAAUUGUGAAGGCCAAGAUGAUUCUUCAGCACACUUGGAGGAAAGGAGUAGGUUGGGACGACGAAAUUCCCACCGCAACUCAUCACGUGUGGCGAAGCUGGCUACAAUUACUGAAGAGGAUUCAAGAUUUCAGAAUCCCACGUUGUUAUUCGGAAAUCUUUUCAAGUGGAGCAGAUGUUCAACUCCACAUAUUUGGGGACGGAAGCGAAGAAGCAUUUGGAGCAGUCGCCUACUUCAGAAUAGAGCUUGGCGACCGAAUUUCAACAGCAUUGGUAAUGGCAAAGUCAAACGUCGCACCACUAAAACAUUUGACCACUCCGCGGAUGGAGCUACAAGCUGCGGUAAUGGGGGCCAGAUUGUCAAAGUUUAUUAAGGAGUACAUCGAAAUCAAAAUUAAUCGUACCGUAUACUGUAGUGACAAUCAAACUGUGCUGGAUUGGAUUCGAGCAGAUGGGUGCCGAUUUCAACAAUUUGUGGGGAACAGGAUUGGAGAAAUUCAAGAUCUCACCGAAGUCAGUCAGUGGAGGUGGGUGCCAUCAGCAGAUAAUCCAGCAGAUGAUUUAACAAGAAUGGACAGUAUUUGUGAUUGGAACCCUGAAAGUCGUUGGGCGAAUGGACCAGCUUUCUUGAUGUUGAAAGAAGAAUUCUGGCCAAAAGAAGAAAAGAAACAUGAGGUCGCAAUCGACGCGUCAAGAUCGUCAUCAUGGCGCAAAUUGAUUGGCGCAACAGCUCUCAUCUUCCGACUUGUAGAGAAAUGUCGAAAGAAAGACAUGCAAAUCGGCCCGCUUUCAGUUGUGGAGAGAAAGUCUGCUGUACUAUGGUGGAACCGAAGAUCGCAGUCCGAGUCAUUUCCAGAGGAAGUUAUCCACCUGAGGGUAGGGAAGGAGUUGUCCAGUCGCAGCCGUUUAAAAGGAUUGAGCGUCGUGCUGGAGGAUGGACUGAUGAAAGUAGCAGGGAGACUCGAAAACUCACCGCUACCGGCUGGAACAAAAAGACCAGUCCUAUUGGAUUCGAAACAUCCAUACACCAAAUUACUAAUCCAGUUUUAUCAUGAUGUGUGUGGACACCACGGACAAGAGAGGAUUGCAAACGAGAUUCGACAGCAAUACCAAAUUAUUGGACUCAAGUCAGCAGUAAGAGCAGCCCAAACUAAAUGCAAAUUGUGCCAAAAAAGAAGAGUAAUGCCAAUCCCACCGGAAAUGGGUCAGCUUCCCAAGUUUCGAGUGGAAAAUCCAGGGUUUCCAUUCCACCGCACUGGGUUGGAUUAUUUUGGACCUGUCAUUGUGAACGUAAAGAGAAGUAAUGAGAAAAGAUAUGUUGCAUUAUUCACGUGCUUGGCCACCAGAGCCGUACAUCUCGAGAUCGCCGGAUCCUUGUCGUCCGACUCUUGCAUCAUGGCGAUGCGAAGAUUUUUUGCGAGAAGAGGAUGUCCAGAAGCAAUUUACUCCGACAACGGCACUAAUUUUGUGGGGGCCAACAAUGAACUCAAGAGAGCGCUGAAAGAGUUGGAUCAAGAUAAGAUCAAAUCAGAAUGCAGUAUCAGAGGGGUGGAGUGGCAUUACACACCUCCUCUCGCUCCCCACUUUGGAGGAAGUUGGGAAAGACUAGUCCGAUCAGUGAAGACCGCUUUGGGGGACGUGCUGCAACGUAACAAUUUAAAAGAAGAAGUUCUGUCUACAUUCCUGGCCGAGGCAGAACAUACAAUAAAUAGUCAUCCUUUGACUCAUGUACCAGUUGACCCGAACGAUCCCGACCCGCUUACACCGAACCAUUUCCUGAUUCGCCGAGCCAGCAAUCUACAGCCGAUAGGGUCAUUUGAUCGCAGUGAUUUGUAUGGAAGAAAGCAGUGGAGAAUUGUGCAGACAAUUUCAAACGAGUUCUGGUCCAGGUGGGUAAAAGAAUAUCUACCGACGCUAUUGCGACGCCAAAAGUGGUUCCAGCAAACCAAACCGAUUCGCGUGGGAGACAUCGUCCUGGAAGUCAACGAGAACCUUCGCCGAAAUUUGUGGCCACUGGGGAAAGUAGUGAAAUGCUUUCCUGGAGAGGACAAAAUUGUGCGUGCCGUCGAGAUUAUGUAUGGUAAUGGACACGUAUUGAAAAGACCAGUAGCCAAAUUAUGUAUUUUAGACGUCGACCCACCCAAAUUAGAAGAGAAGACGGCGACGUCCUAA